AACCACAUCACAACAUAGCAAGACUCAAUCGCAACAUUUUUAUCAUUAUUUACCUAGGUAGUUCACAGUAUUGAUACGGAGCUCACAAUAACUAUGGACACCUUCACCUCUCAUCGCCGUGUCCGGCUCGGCCGCCGUGAGAAGCCGGCACCACUGGACCUUAGCCACCACUACUCCGCCGUCACCAAGCGGCGGAUGCCCUCCAAGAUCAAGGAGGCGUACAAGUUCUUUCAGAUCCCGGGCAUCUUAAACAUGGCUGGCGGCCUCCCCAAUGCCGACUUCUUCCCCUUCGAUACGUUAGAAGCACAAGCAGCAAAGCCAGAGAGGUGGACGCCGUCGCCAAACCACCCCGGUGAGACUGCUACGUCAUCAACAUCAUCCUCGGAUUCCGCGGCAGCCACCCACAUCGUGGUGCCCAAGGCAGCGGACGAGAGUGACCCAUCGAAGAAGAUUGACGUUACCACGGUUUUACAGUACGGUCUCGCCGCGGGCUACCCACCACUGUUGUCAUGGGUGCGCCAGUUCACCCGCGAAAAUCUGCAACAAGACACUCCGUAUAAGGGUGGGCCUGAUGUGGUCUUGACCUGCGGCUCGACCGAUGGCUUCUCCAAGACCCUGGACCUGCUCGUUGACCAGUGGACCGAGGGUGUUAAUGAUAUUACCGAUCGGCCGGGUCUUCUUUGCGAGCCGUUCGUGUACACCAACAUCCUCAACCAGGCCCAGCCCCAUGGCGUGCAAGUCGUCACUGUAAAAUCGAAUGCAUCCGGCAUGGCAGUGAAAGGACCAGGCGGGCUGGAGGAUGUCCUGGCCAACUGGGAUCCUUCCAAGGGAAAGCGGCCGCAUCUCAUGUACACUGUCACCCUCGGCCACAACCCCACGGGUAUCGUCCUGUCCGUCGAGCGCAAGAAGGAAAUCUACGCCGUCUGCAGCAAGUACGACGUGAUCAUUGUCGAGGACGAGCCGUACUGGUACCUCCAAUUCCCCUCCGCCGCCGUCGAAGAAGCCAAAUCCCGCGGCCUCCCCCCGCCCACCGCCUCCACCACCCCUAAGUCCGCCCGCUCCUCCGGCUACCCCUUCCUCGACUCGCUCACGCCGUCUUUCCUAUCCCUCGACACCGACGGCCGCGUGAUACGCCUGGACACCUUCUCCAAGACAGUUGCGCCGGGCUGCCGCCUGGGCUGGAUCACCGCACAGCCCGCGCUAGUCGAACGCUUCGAGCGCAUCAACGAGUCAACAACGCAACAACCAUCAGGCUUCGUGCAGGGUCUAAUCUCCGAGCUAGUCCUCGGCAGCAACAGCAGCGGAUCCAACACCCCCAACCAACGCGCCCGCUCGGCCUUCGCCCUCCUGCGCUCCCCGCGCGAGCGCGCCGCCUUCACCGGCUGGGACACUUCGGGCUGGGUACGCUGGCUGGAGGGCCUGCGCGGCACCUACGAGCGGCGCGUCGUGCGCAUGUGCCGCACCCUCGACGCCGGCGCCACCCUGAUCACCACCGCCCCCGCCCCCCUCUCGUCCCGGUCCGACCCAGACUCGGAGUGGGCGCCCCUCGCCGUGACCAAAACCCCGCUCUACACCUUCCGCUGGCCGCGCGGCGGCAUGUUCGUGUGGCUGCGCCUGCACCUCGAGACGCACCCGCUGUGGCAGGCCGCGUGCCCGAGCAGCCCGCAGUCCCCGCCUCUUGUGCUGGACGGGCCCGCCCUGUCGGCCGCGCUGAUGGUCUGGCUGACGACCAAGCCCUUCCUCGUGCUGGUCGCCACGGGCUCCAUGUUCAGCGCCAACGAUGAGGUGCGCCAAGAGGACGGCUGGCGGUACCAGCGGAUCUGCUUUGCCGCCGAGGAGGAGGGGAAUGUGGACCUGGCGGCGGAACGGUUUGUGGAGGGGGUGAGGCGGUUUUGGGAGGUGACGGAUGUGGAGGUGGUGAGGAAGUUGUUGGGGGAGUUGGGUCCGAGUGGGGAGGUGGAGGCGCUGGAGGAGGGGGUGAGUAGUUUGGGAUGGUACAUGGGCUGUUGAUUUGAGAUAUGUUUUUGGGUGUGACGUGGGAGGCGGCAGCGUUGCCUUAUAGCACAAAGCAUCUG
Molecule: messenger RNA, 2075 nt
Organism: Chaetomium fimeti
Lineage: Eukaryota; Fungi; Ascomycota; Sordariomycetes; Sordariales; Chaetomiaceae
Product: pyridoxal phosphate-dependent transferase
Exons: 3
Coding region: 94-2010 (638 amino acids)
Biological process (GO): biosynthetic process
Molecular function (GO): transaminase activity; pyridoxal phosphate binding
Source: RefSeq, a predicted model, not a curated record